This is a messenger RNA of Exophiala dermatitidis NIH/UT8656, 1095 nucleotides long. RefSeq lists its product as uncharacterized. The record is from RefSeq and is a predicted model, not a curated record. Lineage: Eukaryota; Fungi; Ascomycota; Eurotiomycetes; Chaetothyriales; Herpotrichiellaceae. The transcript is spliced from 2 exons. The coding region runs from base 1 to 1095 and encodes 364 amino acids.
AUGGCGCGUAUCUUACCUUGGAAUGCUGGCGCUGACGAGGGCCAUCCAGCGAAGAGACAACGGGUGACUCAGACUCUGCGACCAAAAGCGGAGCGGGCGUCAUCUCCAGACACGGAGUCGCGAGCAACCGAGCAAGAAACCCCGGAUGUGCACAAAGCUCAGGCACCAGAAACUCCUGAGAGGGCAAACCCAACAGCGAAAAGGCUGGACCCAGUCUCAAGAAGAAGAUCGCCGUCAUCUUCUCCUGUGCGGGCGCCGUCAGUUUCUUUCGAACCUAUGCGUGAAGGUUACGAUGCCGACGAUAUCUAUAUUAUGGUGGAAGACGAGUUUCAAACAAUCGCGCAGUCGUAUACUGCACACCUACACCGGGCCGAGUAUAAGAGGUUGGUUAGACAAGCACGCGAAGCGGCGCCCAAGGCCCUGCCUGAACCCACAUCACCCAUGUCGAAGGAGGCAAGACACCGAAUCAAAAGACUGGCAUUGGAGAGCAAGCAGAAAGAAACACUACAGAACGUUUUUGGGACAUCCUCUAAAAGCGCAAAUGCGGAGGAGGAGGAAGAGGAAGAGGUGGUCGACUUGUGGUCUGGAACCAGUCUGGCACCGCUGAUGGCAAGUGGUGGCCAACAGAAGAGGUCCUUGAUCGGGCUUGAAAAGAUCACGAGCAAGACGAAGGCGAGCAUGGGCUUUGCAAGAAAACAACCGGCCGAUAACGCUGCCAGGGAUGAGGUCGCCGGACAAGGAGAGGAGCACCGAGACGACUUAGCGAAGGGUUUUCGACAGAAUCUACCACGAGGUCGCGAGAACCAUGUUGCCGCUGGACCCUCCUCUUCCCGGCUCCUGAACAGCGAGGCUUCGAGGCGAAGACACAGUCCCGCCGAACCGCGAACCGACGAUAUGCGUUCGAAAGGGAAUACUCCGUCGCCUUCAUCUGGACUCGACCACGGGUCUGUUGUUUCUCAAGAUCGAAAAUAUGACUCGGCGUCACGCAGGCCGCGGUCGGCAGCCCGAGUCAACCGCAAUGGUCUUGUGAAACGGGACUCGGAGGACAAAGAGAAGAAGUCGCGCUUGGAAGAAGUGCCAAUGUUCAUAAUAUGA